AUGAAACUUUACUACUUUAAUGCUUAUGGGAGAGCAGAACCCUUAAGAAUGCUGCUAAAUCAUGCUAAAGUUAGCUAUGAAGAUAUAAGAAUUGAUAAACCCGAGUGGAAUAGAUAUAAAAGAGAGCUCCAGCUUGAGUUUAAAUAAGUACCAGCCAUAGAAAUAGAAGGUAAACUCUACACAUAAGCGAAUUCUAUACUUAGACUACUAGGGUCUAAGUACGGUUAUUAUCCAAAGGAUCCCUAUGAAUCUUAUCAAGUUGAUUCACUUGUAGAUGCCUUAAAAGAUCUCUAUGGCUAUUAUAGUCAAACUGCUUUUGAAAUAGACUUAUAUAAACAAAAAUUGAAACUCGGAAUAUUUAUUUCAGAGCAAUUGCCACGCUAUUUCUAGAUCUUGGAAAAUAGACUGAUGAAAAAUAACUCUUAGUUGCACAUUGUAGGCAACCAAUUUACUAUUGCUGAUUUCGCUUUGAUUGGAAUCAUAUUCACCAUUGUUUAUAAUGAUGCUUAUGAUGAUUCUUUUAUGAUAAGGUAAAUCUUCGAAAGAUACCCUUUGCUUAGGGAUUAUGCUUAUAACAUUAGAAAUAAUGUCUUUAAAGAUUAUUUAAAUCAAAGACCUAUUAGUUCCCAAUGA
This is a messenger RNA of Stylonychia lemnae, 633 nucleotides long. Lineage: Eukaryota; Ciliophora; Spirotrichea; Sporadotrichida; Oxytrichidae. The record is from the annotation of a GenBank genome assembly.